GCCGUUGCUUGGCAACUGCGUCUAGCUAUAAUCGAUUUUCCCUCCCGUAAGGCGAUUAUGCUGACGAUUUAAGAGCGGUCAUAUGUGUAAAAAGUUUGUCAAAACAACAUGGAAGACAAAACUUGCACAAAACUAGCUUUAAUUUUAUUUUUGGCCGCUGUUUUCCAGCAUAUCAAUGGUGAUUCCAGCAGCCAGUCGGCUGAUGACGAAAUACAAAUUCCUUUGCUUAUGCCUGAUGUUCAACCUUUAGUGAAAGAAACAUAUUUAUGCACAGCUUUUAAGAUGCCAAAAACUGAUUAUGAAUACAUUGUUGAAUUUACUCCAAAUGCUACCAUGCACGUCGCUCAUCACAUCUUGAUCUAUGGGUGCGAUAUUCCUGGCCAGUGGCAACGGGACACACCUCGGCUCAUCUGGGACUGUGGGGAAAUGAGUGGCCAGAAGUCUGGAUACAUGAGGGGCCCUACAUGCAGCACUGGGUCCCAAGUGAUCUACGCUUGGGCGAAAGAUGCGCCCCCCUUGAAGCUGCCCAAUGGUGUGGGUUUCAAAGUUGGUAAAGACACGGGAAUUAACUACCUGGUGCUACAAGUUCAUUAUGCUAAUGUGGACAAGUUUUUGGCUGGCGGAACCGAUAAUUCUGGAAUUGUACUUUCUCUGUUACCAAGCUCAAGUCACAGAAUAACAAAAACUGCUGGGGUUUAUCUUCUUGGGACCAAUGGCAUGAUUAGAGCUGGAGAAGAAGAACAUUUUGAAGCAGCUUGUCGAAUAAACGAAGAUGUUGUGAUUCAUCCCUUUGCCUUUCGAACACAUACUCAUGCCCUUGGAAAAGUGGUCUCAGGGUGGAAAAUCGAUAAGGAUGGUCAGUGGCACUUGAUCGGGAAACAUAAUCCACAGGAACCUCAGAUGUUUUAUCCUGUGGAAGAUGAAGAUUUAACUAUUGACUACGGCGAUGUAAUUGCAGCUCGAUGCACAAUGUAUAACUUCAGAAAUAAGGAUACUUAUAUUGGGCCCACCGGAGAGGAUGAAAUGUGCAACUUCUACAUGAUGUACUACCUGGACGGCGACAAACCAAUGAACGAAAAAUACUGCUUUUCCAAUGGACCGAAGAGUUACUACUGGGAACGGGACUCUAAUAUUGGCUACGUUCCCAUGAGCAUAGAGGACGAUGCCAGUUCCCUGACAAGUUCUCUAGAAGAAUAAACGAGCUUGGUUAAGAAAGAGGGGAAAACAUCGGAAUUUGUGCGUUUGAACUGAAUUUUUAGAAUCCUUUUAUUGCUAAGGGGUAAUUAAUAAUAUUACAAACUGCAAAAUGGGGGUGAUUGUUUUACUUAGACCAGCGUGGUCCAACCUUUAAUUUACACAAUAGCCAACCUGGGACAGUAAGUUUACGAAAGGGGGAACUUCUCAACUUACCGAAUGGAAGUUCCGCCGAAUGAUAAAAACGAAUAUGCUCAAAACGUUUACGAAAAAGGACACUUGAGGCAGCGAGAAGCAAAGGGAUGUAAGUGGACAGUUUCAAGUUUUGAGUAAAACGCGUUUAAAGAUAACAUCCUAGGUAGGCUUUCAUUGAAAUGUUUUUCCAAAUCAUGCUGUAUAGCAGCAACUACUGUAAAAAAUUUUCCGGAAAAUUUACGGUAAUUGUUACUGGUAUCCAUGUUGCCAGUAACAAUUACCGUAAAAAUCAAAUGUUACUGUAAAAUUUUACGGUUUCCUCGGUAGGCCACAGCAACCAAUUGAAGCUGGGAUCGUUUAUUCCUCCAGAAUAAAUUACCGUAAAAAUCAGCGAUGCUGCAAGUCCGCUAUUUUACAGUAACAAUUACCAGAAAAUCUUUCUGAAUUUUUAACAGUGUACCAGAGCUACCAGUACCAUCUCUUGCCCCAAGACAGAGGAGAGAUUCCCCUUCCAUGUGUACUGGUUAUCUCCAAAUUGUUAAUUUUGCCACUUGCAUCCCUUUGCUUCUCACUGCCUCAUUUGGGAAUUUGAAAAUUUCGAUAUCGCAAUCGCAAUUACGUCUCCUAAAUAACCAAAUUUUCAGACAAAAUUUGCCGAAUAUGGCCAUUUUGGGAGGUCAUAGCGACGUAUCGUGACCUCCCAUCAGGGUACCCUUGAGGCCAACCAAACUUCAGCAUAGGAAUGUGAAGACCGGAGAUGUUCCAGAAAGUACUCGAAGUAAAUAUGUUUGAUUCAAGUACUUUAUAACUAAAAUUUAUAUUGAAUAAGUUUAAUAUUCUAGUUUAAUACCAUUUGAUUACAGUCGAGGAUUAAACCGCAGUGUCGUAAUUGACCCUGUUAUACAAAUUUAUCAAUGUCCUUGUCCACUGCAAGUUUAUGAACAGCCGUAAUAGCGGAAAUAAAGAUUGUAAGGUGCUGCUGAUGUCAAUUUAAAAAGGCCCGCGAGCCAAGGGUUGGACCACACUAACUUAUACAACAGUUUUCUGUGCCAAAAAAUUUAGAUUUCAGCUCUUAAAUAGCAUUUUUUUAUGAAAACAGUUUAUUUUUUUUACAACUUCCUGCAGUAGUUUUAAAACUUGAUUUUAUUCCCAAACUUUCUAGAGGGUCAUUCCACUGUCAUGUGCAGGACAAAAAUACGCUUAAAUUUCAUUAACAUUUCGUCAUAUCCCUUAAUAUUUUAAUGAAACAUUGGUAAGCAAUUUUUUUAAUCUUUACAUUUGAUACACAGAUACUCGUGACACAAUUAUAUUUUUAUUAAACAAUUUUGUUACUUAAAAUAAAAUUUAUUUACAUGCGUCACGUGCGGGACAUCCAAAGUCAACCUCUGGUAACUUGCUUAUGAAUAAACUAAUAUUUUUGCUCUAUUAGUACAGCAAUGAAGAAACUAAUUGUAGAUUUUGAAAGCUAUGGUUCGAACCUAAAGGAAACAUGCCUCAUUAGUUUAGAAAUAAUUAUUUAAACCAUUGAAAAAAAAAUAUGCAUAUGCUCCUCCCAUUAAAAUUGGUCAUUUUGUCCCGCACGUGACGGAUCCUAUAUUUCAUAAAAAAGAAAUAAUUUUUGAAGAAAGUUUUUGCUUAAGAAGUCACACAUGCGUUUUGAUUUCUUAAGCAACAAAAUUUUGUUCAUCAUCCUUUUAAAUUAUUAUUUUUUUAUGAAAUACACGAAGCGUCACGUGCGGGACAAAAUUACCGUUUUCCGUGGAAUGGCCCUAAAUCUUAUUCACUAUACAUAGUCACCCUUUCUCUUAAAAACGUACGAGGGCAAAGCAGGAAGUAGCUUCCGUUUUGUUGUAAAUACAAUAGCCGCGAAGACUUCACAUUUUAAUUUCAUACCUUAAAUAUAAACUGGUCUAAUUUUCUUUCCUGUAAAGUCACUAUGUUUACCAACUUACAAAUACUUUCUGGAUAAAGCUCGGCCGCCUGAGAAUUGACAUUGUUACAUUGUUUUGAAGAUCUCCGUCGUCAGCGAAGCUCCAAGUCAUUUUCAGGUGUGAGUGAUCUAUUACAGAAGAAGUCAAGUCUUGGCAAUAAAGCGGGUUAUUAAAAGCUCUUCAUUUCAAAUGGAGUAAAAGUUUUUAUGUUCUCUGAGCAGCUUCAGGUCGAGGAGGAACAAAACCCCAAAUACCUACCGUUAACACAUUUUUUGCCCAAUCGUACACCGUAAAAAAUAUUUCUGAAAAUUUGGUACCAAGUACUGGCAUUCAUGUUGCCAGUUCUUUUUGCCGUAUAAUACAAUUUUGAGAAGGAACACAACCCCAAAUAUCUACCGUUAACACAUUUUUUGCCCACUCGUACAUUGUACCAAAUUUUCAGAAAUCUUUUUUACAAAGUACUGCCAUUCAUGUUGCCAGUACUUUUUGACCAUAUAAUACAAUUUUUAGGAGGAACACAGCCCUAAAUAUCUAAUGUUAACACAUUUUUUGCCCAAUCGUACACUAAAAAAGAUUCCUGAAAAAUUUCAGUAAAAACUACUGGCAUUAAUGCAGCCAGUACUUUUUACCGUAUAAUCCAAUUCUGAUGUAAAAUUUUAAUGGUAGAACAGCAAAAACGAUGUGGCUAGUUGCACCGAAUAAAAAACGAGUUUCAAGCAAGGGAGUCCGAAUUUUCCAUAUCAUUGCCCUAUUUUUCAAAAAAAAUCUUGCCAUCUCCUGGCUCCUAAUGUUUGUCCCUAAAUUUUUAGAGAUAAACAUUAAGUAUGGCAAAAUAAUUUUUAAUUGGCUCCGUCCGUAAACCUUUCCUGCUAGUAAUUGAAAAGUUACUAGCUUCUGAUAUCCCUCCAAAAAAUAGAAAAUAAAAAAAAGAUGCUGAAAAUCUUGAAGAGAAAUAUUUUUCAUAUUAAUAUUUUUCAAAGUUGUUUGAUAAAUUAAUUAUGGUCUCUUAAUCAAAGACAAACAUGUAAAAAAGUAAGUUUCUGUCAGUUAAAUCCACCAUUUAAUUCUUUUUGGAGAUCCCUUCCGCUAGUGUUUCAUGAGAAAAUUAACCCAAAUAUCAAAUUUAUAAAUUCAAUUAAUAGUGAGAUCUUCUGUGUUUGGGUUAUGAUUUCUCGAAAUCCAAACUGCUUCUGGUAUGAAGACGUAAUAUCGGCAUACACACAUGCGCAUGCAAAGAGAAAUUGAUUUCAAACUCAUUACUUGAUCGCUUUUUCUUUAGAAGUCUUCAUGGAAAAUUCAGGAUGUUAUUUCCGAUCGCAAAAACUUCCUGGCUUGGUUUUAACCGUUUCACUACCAAUAUGUUCCAAUCUGAGAGAUAAAGUUUUAGAAGUAGAAUGGAGUCUAUGGGACAGAUGUAUUCCAUUGAUGUGGCUUAGCCGCACCCAUAUAGCUCAGUGUGACUGAAAUAACGCCUGAAAAACAGUGAUGUUCCCAUCAUUUUUUCUGAGGGUAUACUCCCAGUAAUCCAUUACGCACAAUAUGUGUAUGUGAUCAUACACAUAGUAUGUCAUGUUAUGAAAAUUUAAGAAGCUUGAGGGUAUACGCUAUGUUUCUAAAAAAUGUUUGAGAAUACAGUGCUAGCCAAAUUAUUAGACUAAGACUGUUUUAAAAGCAAAUUCUUUAUUGAUUACAUAACUAUAGACACAUUAACGAACAGUGAAAUAAUUAUCUAAUAUUUAGUAUGCAUUCCCUUGUUCUUGAUGAGCAUUUUAAGUCUUUUUGGCAUACUUUUCACAAGGUUUACACCAUUUCUUUACUUUUCAAAAAAGGAGGUAAAAAAUUGUUCAUACUCACUAUUAUAUAUACUCACAUACACAUACUCACUAAUUACUUAAAACUAACUUUAAAUAUAACAGAACACACUAAUAAAAAGAACUAGUGAACUGUUUAAGCUGAUUGAGGUUAUGUUCCUGGUAGGUAGAUAAACAAAGAACAUAAACAAAGCAGACAAUGUUGCACCUGCAAAUAUUAAAUUAUGCUAAAAUAACGUAAUAAUCAGUGUACAGUAUGUACUGUACUUUAACAGUAAAAUAAAUAGUAUUUUAGUACAAAUAGUGUACAAUAAACAAAAAAAAAAAAACUCUUUAGUCUAAUAAUUUGGCCAGCACUGUAUACGGCGUAUACCCUUUGAGAACACCACUGCUGAAAAUACGAUGUAAUGCUAAAUUAUUUUUAACAGAAGCAAUUCCGUAGAGUCAUUCGAAUCUGCCGGUUGAACACAUAGUAUAUCCCAGGGGUGGCGAAAGGGGUAGCAGAAACAUUAUGAUCUAAAUUAAGAAUUACGAACACCUUUCCCUGUGUGUUCCUGGCAGAAAUAUGAAAACCACAAAUUCCGAUGCUUGUAUACGUAGGAGAUGCCUUUGAAUUUGUUAUCACUUUGUGUUUAGCAGAAAGCAGUAAACAGAUGUUUUGUUUGUAGUAGAGUUUGAUAAACCUUUGCAUGAGUUACGAAUGUAAUCACAAUAGUCUGAAAUACAAUCCAACAGCUACGCCCUUUUAAGGAAAGAAAACCGUUUCAUUGACAGUUCACGUCGCACAUCAUGGUCCAAAAAUUGAAUGGAGUUGUAAAUGUUCGAGUGCAAUCUCUCCAAAAAAUAAUAGUUUCAAGUAGAAAUGAAUAAUUUCUGUUUGAAAUGAGCUAGAAACUAUUGCCCUUCAAGCUCCGGAAUUUGAAUGGAGUUAUAUAAUUAUUUGAGUUCAUUCAUUCAAAAAAUAAUUCUUUCAAACAGAAAUGGAUAACUUCUGUUUGAAAGAGCUGGAAACGAUCGCCCUUCAUGUUCCAAAGAUUGAACGAAGUUGUUAAAAUAAUUAAUGUAUUGAUUACGCUUAAAAUGAUAAUAAUAGUAAUAAAAAUAAUUAUGACUAUAAUAAUGCAAUAAUAUUCUACGUGAUGCUUCGAAUACCUCGUAAACACAGGGGACACAGCCAAAUAGACCUGUCAAAAAUUCGAGUAAAGCAGAAAAUAGGAAAUUUAGCUCAGGUAGCACACGUAACGUUUAAACGUUUCCUAAACGUUUAAAAGCGGUUGUAACAACGUUGACAACUAUUUUAAAACUGUUUAAAACGAAAUGUGCUAACUGAAUGCGCGAGAAAUGAAAAUUGAGUCAAAUAAAUACGUUCAUGGUUAUAGCUAUCCCAGCAGCAGAAACGGCGUGUGUCGCAGAUUUCUGGGAAAGUCUACAGACUAUUUCUCAGUCGGGGGGAGAAAAAAAAGUCUUAAGUUUUUUAAGGAAAAUAAGCCCUAAGUUUCAGCAAAAUGAAGAUGCGUACCUUUUUUUUUUUGAGAGGGAGGGGUAUAAUCUACACAUGUACUUGUAUUACAUCUUAUUUUUAAGUUUUUCUUGGUGCCGAUUUUGGUUUUAUGAUUAAUCUAAUGUCGUUUUAUCUUGCAGACUAUUUUUUAAAAAAAUGCGUCUCAGACUGUUGAAAAAAAAAUCUGCAACUGGGAUAGCUAGUAUCAAUCAGAAAUGCUGUUUUAUUUAUCUUAUGUUUACACCAAAGCAAGGAAGGGUUCCCAAACUUUUUGAAUUCGUGGCACCCUUUGAAGAAUCAGAAUUUUCUCACGGCACCCUAUUAUAUUAUACAUACUGAUAUCGUGGGCACUUUGAGGCAACCCUUGCCUCUCCCUGCGGCACCCACUUUAGUAGCCCUUGUCAUAAUAUAAGAUGAAAUGAAAUUCUUGGCGCUAAAGGUUUUCACCAAUUCCUUCCUUUUUUUUUAUUUCUCUUUUUUUUUUUAAAUCAAAUGUAUUGUCUUUUUUUUCCUUAAUACAUUCAUAACCGUUAGAAGUUAGAAAAUUGCCCGAACAGCUGGAUUUUUCAAACUCAUAUGGAUGAAACAAACGUGUUAUAACUUUAAUUUUCUAGGUUUGACGAUACUGUACUUCUACUUGUUAAUUUCAAAAUUUUUCCUUCGUUUCUAAUCAAAAAAUAUCGUGUGACUCUUUUAAAUGGCAUCCCAUCUGUAACGUGAUAUACUUUCUAUGUGUGUCGAUUUGUCACAAAUUAAUAUAUAAAUGUGUUAAUAAAACAAUUAAAUGGCAGCAUGUUUCGAAACUGAUUUAUUUUUUGUCAUUUAUGUUAACUUUAGAAAUUAUCAAAAUCAUUUUCAAGAAUGCAGUUUUUUAUUAUUAGCGUAUUUUUCUAUUAGUCGUAAUUUUGAUCGUCCUAUGUAGCAGUUAAGUUCAAAACGCAAUACAUUCCACAAUAUGUUAUCUUAGCUCCUUCUGACUUGAGUUUCAAUUUACAAUUAAGAUUAUAUCUUUUUCUUAUACAGGGUGGUAUCAUUAAAUUUACCCUGUUUAGAUCUAUGUAGAGCUUGCUCUAAAAUAUAAUAAUCCGAGGAAGCUUGGUAUACACGUUGUACGAACAGUGGUUCGUAUAUCUUAAUCGGCCACCAGGCCCGAUUAAGAUAUAAGAGGCCCUAGGAAAGACUUUUUCUGAGCCUCUUUCAAGUCAAACCUUACAAUUUUUGCCAUUAGCUAAGCCAAUUUUAGCCAUUUGGCCCCUAAAAAGCAGGUGCCCUAGGCCAUGGCCUAUUCAGUAACUAGGCCCUAACGGUCACGUGUGGGACAAUUUGAACACAAAUUUCCUUACAUUUUUAGAUUUACAAAUUUAUUAAUUUGUUAAAAGUUAAAAAAUUGUAAAACUAGUAAAAGUACUUUGUGUGUUUUGUGCAGCAAAAAAAUGUUUCCCAACAUCUCUUUUUACUGUUGUUUUUGUUGUUUUUUAAUCGACAUUUACCUGUCAGAUAUCACAAACGUAUGCGUCAUUUCUCGAGCAAAAUAAUUGUUCAUUACCUUUUAAAAUUAUUAUUUCUUAACGAAAUAUACGAGCUGCUGUUACGUGCGGAACACAAUGGUGACUAUUUUUGUGGAAUGGCUCGUGUACCAAGUUUCAAUGACGUACGUUUAUUAAAAGGAACUAGACGUGAAUUUGAUCAGGGCAACUUUAAUUAUAACCACCCUGUUCGUAGGGAGGAAGAGAAAUUACUAAAUUAAUCCACUACACCAAUAAAAUAUUGUAAUAUAUAUUUGGGUGAUUCCAUUUGAAAUCACGUGGUCAGGAAGGGUUAAGAACUUUUAAAUGUUUAUUUAUGUUUUAUUGCUGUUUCUUGUCUAGGAAUAGUUUAAAGAUGAUAAAUACUUAUGCAACUGUUGUUAAUUUUUUGACGAACUAAAGAAUUUUAAAUAAUCUUGAAUGUUUUAUCUUUCCUGUUGAAAAAUUUAUAUAUAUACAUGUAUAUACCGGUUGUACAAAAUAAUAAAUUCUAUGCAAGGCAUA
Molecule: messenger RNA, 8662 nt
Organism: Uloborus diversus
Lineage: Eukaryota; Metazoa; Arthropoda; Arachnida; Araneae; Uloboridae
Product: peptidylglycine alpha-hydroxylating monooxygenase-like
Exons: 11
Coding region: 109-1197 (362 amino acids)
Cellular component (GO): extracellular region
Molecular function (GO): oxidoreductase activity, acting on paired donors, with incorporation or reduction of molecular oxygen, reduced ascorbate as one donor, and incorporation of one atom of oxygen; copper ion binding
Source: RefSeq, a predicted model, not a curated record